AUGCAGGUGCAAAAUCUUUCGCCCCGGAUCUCGUUGUAUACGCCCGAGUCACCAAAUCAGGUGGACCAGCUGGUUAUUAUAUGCAGCUGGGCAGAUGCUCAACAGAGAUAUAUCACAAGAUACCUCGAGCUACACCAGACGAUUACCCCGGCAGCAAGUAUCCUGCUUAUCCAAACGCCCUUUGCAGCGUUAUUCAAGCCUUACACGUGGCAGAGAGCUGCCCUUAGACCUGCAGCGCAGUAUAUAAUCGAGAAUGCCUUGACCAAUGGUCAGCUGCCGGAUGGAGGACAGACUCAACAAGGACAAAGCAAGAACAAGACAAAUAUCUUGCUCCAUUCAUGUUCUAAUGGCGGCAGCCUUACAGCCUCCCAACUCCUCAUCCUCAUCCGCGAAAUGACACAUGCGCCUCUCCCUCUCAUCGGAAUCAUAAUGGAUAGCAGUCCCGACGGUGGAAGCUAUACACGGAGCCAUAAGGCAAUCGUGGUUGCGCAACCACCUUCUAGACCGCUAAGGCCGGCAGUUUCGCUGCUCGUUCAUGCAGCCCUAAUCCCUGUGUGGGCGAGUUAUAUCAUUGGAGGACAGGAGAAUUCGCAGCUUGCGAUGCGCAGAAUAUUCCUGGACAGAGAUUAUGUCGACACCUUGAACAUUUGUUAUAUAUAUUCGAAGAGUGAUACGACUACCGACUGGAGAGAUGUACUUAUCCAUGCCGAAGAGGCGAGGUGGAAAGGAUGGUUUGUGGAGGAGCAUAAGCUGGCAACAAGUUCGCAUUGUGCGCAUAUACGCUCUGAUCCGGAAAUGUAUGCUAGGAUUGUGAGGCGAAUUUGGGAGUCAGUGAAACCUCGGGCGAAAUUGUAG
This is a messenger RNA of Talaromyces marneffei, 855 nucleotides long. RefSeq lists its product as uncharacterized. The transcript has a single exon. The record is from RefSeq and is a predicted model, not a curated record. Bases 1 to 855 code for a protein of 284 amino acids. Lineage: Eukaryota; Fungi; Ascomycota; Eurotiomycetes; Eurotiales; Trichocomaceae.